Gorilla gorilla gorilla (western lowland gorilla) is the source of this 1624-nucleotide messenger RNA. Its product is annotated as elongation factor-like GTPase 1. The record is from RefSeq and is a predicted model, not a curated record. Gene Ontology annotation, biological process: cytosolic ribosome assembly. The transcript is spliced from 7 exons. NCBI's taxonomy places the organism in Eukaryota, Metazoa, Chordata, Mammalia, Primates, Hominidae. Bases 896 to 1498 code for a protein of 200 amino acids. Gene Ontology annotation, molecular function: ribosome binding; GTP binding; GTPase activity. Gene Ontology annotation, cellular component: cytosol; ribonucleoprotein complex.
GAAGCUCUUGGUGUGGCCGGGACCCGGGAGAAGGAGCAGGGCUGGUGGGGCUGCUGCAGCCCGUGAGUGUGGGCUGGCGCUGGGGGCUGGAAACUCCUAGGCCAGUCUCUGGGCGGUGCCGCAGGACCCUGCUCGCUGCGGCUCUGAGGCGGGAACAGGGGCUGGGGCCGAGCGCGGGCUGGGAGCUUUGGUCCCUGGAGUGUCGCUUCCAGUCUGGGGCCGAGGCGGUCGCCUGUGUAGACCCGGGAUCCUCAAAUAGGACGAAUCCGGGACCCUGCAUAAAUGAAGGGCAUGUAGUGUAGAGGUUUUUCCUUUUGAUUUAGAAAGGAAUGAAAGACCGGCAGUGCACCUGCUUGGAUAGUAAGCACGUGACCCAAAACUUUGUUGGGGCUCCAUGGGCAGGAAUAAAGCUGGGUAUUUGACCUCGCGCGAGGACGAGCGAGAAUGUCAAAAUGAGGGACUUGGGGGAAGACUGAAAAGAGAAGGGGAGCAUCUUCUUCAGCAUUUUCUCUCUUUCCUGGAUGCAACCCUUCCUGUACGUGGUCAUUGGCCUGGAGAAGUUUACCCGAGUACUCCUCCACCGGCAGGGUUACUGGUGUCGCUGUGCACCCAGCCCCCACAAGCUGAGUGAUUCAUCGCAGCCUUUGGAUCCGGAAGGAUGAGCAAACUCCUUAAGUGUAAUCGUGGUAGGAUACUGACUUUAGUGCUCGAACUGGACUUAGGCCUUGGUGGUCUAUCUCAUAGGGGUUUGAGAAGCCUUGCCACCUCCCAGCGUUUAUUAUUAUUUUUUUCUUUUGCCCCGACCUUUAGCCUCUGGGCCAUUUGUAAUACAUAUUUAAUUUUUAGACACAGGAAAUAAUCAUGGUGCUCAACAGUUUGGAUAAGUUUGGAUAAGAUGAUUCAACUUCAGAAAAACACUGCUAACAUCAGGAAUAUUUGUGUUUUGGCUCAUGUUGACCAUGGAAAAACUACUCUGGCUGACUGUCUUAUAUCUAGCAAUGGAAUCAUCUCCAGCCACCUAGCAGGCAAGUUAAGGUACAUGGACAGCAGAGAAGAUGAACAGAUCCGAGGGAUCACUAUGAAAUCCAGUGCCAUUUCCCUACAUUAUGCAGCAGGUAAUGAGGAGUACCUGAUUAAUCUGAUAGACUCUCCAGGACACGUGGACUUUUCCUCAGAAGUAUCAACCGCUGUUCGCAUUUGUGAUGGAUGCAUCAUCGUGGUAGAUGCUGUGGAAGGAGUCUGUCCACAGAUUAAUGCGCUUACGGGAACUCUUUUUACUUCUAAAGUCCUAGAAGAAAGAGCAGAGAGGGAGACUGAAUCCCAAGCGAAUCCAAAUUCUGAACAAGGAGAGCAAGUAUAUGACUGGAGCACUGGCUUGGAGGACACAGAUGAUUCUCACCUUUACUUCUCUCCAGAACAGGGAAAUGUGGUGUUUACCAGUGCAAUAGAUGGGUGGGGCUUUGGGCCAAAGGAAAGAAACUUUUGUUUGUACAGUUGAUCCUGGAAAAUCUAUGGAGUUUGUAUGAUGCUGUCUUGAAAAAGGACAAAGACAAAAUUGAUAAAAUAGUGACUUCUUUAGGAUUAAAAAUUGGAGCCCGGGAGGCACGACAUUCAGACCCUAAAG